GUUUGAAGAAGCUGCCACCAAACUGAACCUGGUGGGUUUGGUGUUUUUCCUGCAGCAGUUAAGAAAAGCGUCUCAGUCUCAACUGUUUGAUUCCGUCACUGAGACCGGAGACUAUUCACUGGCAAUGCCAGGAGAAGCUAAGUCGACGCUGGAGCGCCGCAGCGCCCUCCAUCUCUUCCGAUUGGGCGAGGCCAUGCUGCGGAUCGUCAGGAACAAGAACCGACCUCUGCUCCACAUGAUGAGGGCGUGGAGCGUGGUGGCGCCACACCUGGUGGAGGCGGCGUGUCACAAAGAGCGCCAUGUUUCCCAGAAGGCCGUUUCCUUCAUCCAUGACGUCCUGAUGGAGGUCCUGACGAGCUGGGCGGAGCUUCCACACUUCCACUUUAACGAGGCUCUGUUCAGGCCGUUUGAACACAUCAUGCAGCUGGAGCUGUGCGACGAGGACGUGCAGGACCAGGUGAUCACGUCGAUCGGCGAACUGGUGGAGAUGUGCUCUCCUCAGAUCCUGUCAGGGUGGAGGCCUCUGUUCAGCGCUCUGAGGACGGUGCACGGCAGCAAGACAGACACUAAAGACUAUCUGCUGGGAGAGUACUCCAUGGGGAAGUCUCAGGCUCCGGUGUUCGACGUCUUCGAGGCGUUCAUCAACACCGACAACAUCCAGGUUUUUGCCAACGCUGCCACCGACUACAUCGUUUGUCUGAUGAAGUUCGUCAAAGGUUUAGGGGAGGUGGACUAUAAGGAGAUCGGAGACUGUGUCCAUGUGUCGGAUCACAGCUCCACUGACCUUUGUCUGCCGGCUCUCGACUACCUCCGCAAAUGCUCACAGCUGCUGGCAAAGAUCUACAAGAUGCCGUCCAAACCCGUGUUUCUGGGGGCGCGGCUGGCCAGCCUGCCAAUGAGAUCACAGGAGCGCUCUGUCAGCAGCGAGGACGGGAUGGACUGUGUCCUGCAGGAGUUUGAUGACGACACAGGUCUGAUCCAGGUCUGGAUUCUGUUGUUGGAGCAGCUCACAGCUGCAGUUUCCAACUGUCCUCGAACGCAUCAACCUCCAACUCUGGAGCUACUGUUCAGUCUCUUGAGAGAAGUCACCGUGGUACCAG
Paralichthys olivaceus (Japanese flounder) is the source of this 1100-nucleotide messenger RNA. The record is from RefSeq and is a predicted model, not a curated record. NCBI's taxonomy places the organism in Eukaryota, Metazoa, Chordata, Actinopteri, Pleuronectiformes, Paralichthyidae.